Molecule: messenger RNA, 1347 nt
Organism: Ascochyta rabiei
Lineage: Eukaryota; Fungi; Ascomycota; Dothideomycetes; Pleosporales; Didymellaceae
Exons: 4
Coding region: 1-1347 (448 amino acids)
Source: RefSeq, a predicted model, not a curated record
AUGAGGUCUUUGCAAUUUUUGCUUUCGUUUCUGGCCUGUAUCUCUCUUGGACUCGCACAAUCUUCUGGACUAGCGGAGGCCGUCGCCCAGCUCUCUCCAUGUGCACAAAAAUGUUUGGGAGCUGCGAUACAACAGUCGCCAUGUGCAGCGACGAACGCGACCUGUAUAUGUACGAACGCGCCGUUGCAGAGCAGCGUAGAAUCAUGCCUGCUAUUGAGCUGUACACUCAGGGAGAGCCUGACCACGAAGAACGUCACUUCGACGACAUGCCACGCACCAGUACGAAACAAGAGCGAGACUUCCCGAGUCGCCAACAUCGUCCUUUCAGUUGUGAGUGUCGCCUGCGGCGUGACACGAAUCGUCUACAAAGCGGUAUACUCCAUGGCCGAACUAGGAUGGGACGACUACACAAUCUUCCUGACACUAUUGGCGGGUGUACCCAGUGUGGUUCUCAUCGAUCGUGGCUCUAUACCAGACGGACUCGGCCGAGAUAUCUGGACCGUGCCAUUCGACCAAAUAACUGCUUUCGUACGCUGGAUGUACGUUCUGGAGAUCCUUUACUUCUUCCAAGUGACCCUCUUAAAGCUCACACUUCUGUUCUUCUUUCUGAAAAUCUUUCCAAGGACAAUUGUCAGGAACCUCCUCAAGGGCACCGUUGCCUUCACCAUACUAUAUGGGCUUGCCUUUGUCAUCGUUGCUAUCUUCCAAUGCCGACCAAUCAACCACUAUUGGGAUAACUGGGACCUGGAACACGAUGGCAAAUGCAUCAAUGACAACGCGCUUGCGUGGAGCAACGCGAUCAUCAGCAUUGUGCUUGACGUCUGGAUGUUGGUCCUUCCUCUAUACGAGGUUUUCAGGCUGCAGCUAUCAUGGCGCAAGAAGAUCAGCGUGGCCAUCAUGUUCCUCGUCGGCACGUUCGUCACGGUCGUAUCUUGUCUCCGUCUGCAGUCCCUGGUGACCUUCGCCGCCUCUUCAAACCCAACGUGGGACGAAGUCCAAGUAAUCAAUUGGUCCAACAUAGAAGUCAACGUAGGCAUCAUCUGCGCCUGCCUCCCUACGCUCCGCGUAAUGCUUAUGAAGAUCUUCCCCAAAAUCACAGGCACCACGAAGGUCUCCAGUCAAGCACACCAUGCAAAGUACGGCUAUGGAAGUCGUGGUCAGGGUAUGGGUACUGGAGGGAGCAAGAUGGGACAAAUGAGCGGAAAGGGUGUAAACGAGAUCACCUACACCAAAACCUUCGAGGUCCAGCACGCGGAUAAUGAUGAGGUGGAGCUGAUGCGUAUGGAUGAGUUUGGAAAACAAAGUCCGAAGCCGAGGAGUAGUAAUGCGAGCGAAGUGAGCUUGUAG